AUGAUCCGGCCGGUACCACCUAAUCUUACUUACGCUAAUUUGAGGAGUUGUGUGAAGGCGACACUACGACAUCCAGCACUCCACAUAGCCAUGACUUUGAGCCGUGCCUCGGUGGCCAAGCGCAUGGCCAAGGCGCCCCUGUAUACAGCUGCGGGUGCUACCGUCGCACGAAAGUUGAACCUGCACUUGCACGCAGAUGCACUUGCAGAUGUAUCCGAACACCAGGGACUUGAAAAGGAUGUCGAUAGUUCGAACACACAAGUUGGAGGCCGUAGCGGUGACUCGGAAAUUUGGCCCCUGAAGCGCAAGAGGUCAAAGACAGCCUCUGAGUCUGACCCCACGCACCAGCACUUGAAGUGCCAAAUACUUAAUGUUGCGAAACGCCUCGAAGCUGCCAUUGACAGGCAAACAGAGGUGCUGUCCAAGAUUUAUCGCGUUCUGGAGGGCAGUGCCAAGCUACGAUUUGCGCGGAUUGAUUACCAGUCCAGUGCCAAAUGCCCUGCUGUACCUAGCACAGGCUACCUCUAUGCACUCCAUAUCCUGCUUUGCGCGGUCCAGGACUGCGCAAUCAAUACGCAGGAAUGA
Molecule: messenger RNA, 585 nt
Organism: Suillus plorans
Lineage: Eukaryota; Fungi; Basidiomycota; Agaricomycetes; Boletales; Suillaceae
Exons: 6
Coding region: 1-585 (194 amino acids)
Source: RefSeq, a predicted model, not a curated record